Molecule: messenger RNA, 4086 nt
Organism: Paramecium pentaurelia
Lineage: Eukaryota; Ciliophora; Oligohymenophorea; Peniculida; Parameciidae
Source: the annotation of a GenBank genome assembly
AUGGACUUACCUUCGUAAUUUAAUCUUGAACUUUAACCAGUUAGCAAUUAAUAAUUACCUCUUUUAUCAAAUUCUGAAGAAGAAAGCCAUGGUGAAAAGAGGUCUUUAUUAACUUUGCUAUUUUUCUUAGAUGUAUAUCCAAUGAUGAAGGUAUUGAGAAACUUCAUAAUCUAGCAAUCUCAAAAAGUCUCGCUUGAAAGUGAUUAAAUUAAAGAAUUAAGAUUUUAGAAGAGAUCUCUUAAAAUGCAUGAAUAGUUUUCUUCCUAUCUAUAAAAGGAUGGAAAACUUAUUAAAUAGCUUUUAUUAUUCUUUAUGUGUAAUAUUCUAUGUCAUAUUAGCUCCACUUCUAAAAGUUAUCCUAAUACUUUUAGUAUUAACAUUAGGUUAGCUUUGUAUGCCUUUAUUAAUAAAAACUGUUAUUGACUUUAUUAAGAGUGAAAAUCGAGAUGAAAAUGAUGCAAUCUAUUUGAUUUUGGCCAUUUUAUUUCUAAGAAUAAUGAAUAUUUUUUCAUAAGCACAUUCUAGAAGGAUGAUGGUAUGAGUUAAAAUAAUAUUAAAAGUUAUGUGUUGGCUAUGAUGCAAUGUCUGUAGUUAGUGUGGAAAUAAUGAGAAAAUGUUUAAGAGUUUCAUUAAUAAGUACUACUGAAUGGUCAAGUGGAGAAAUAACAAAUUUAAUAUAAGUAGAUGCUCAGAAACUAAUUUUAAUUACUAGUUACAUUUCUAGUGUAUUAAUGAUACCAUUACAAUUAGGUAAUGUAUGUUAUUUUAUAUUAUUUUAGGAAUUAGUUUAUAUUUAAUGUAUAGUAUGAUAGGGUUGUCAUUUUUGAUUGGAUGUACAAUCAUAUUGAUAAUGAUACUAUUUAAUAUAUUUACAGGUAAGUAGAUUGUUAAAUCAUAACGUAAAUUAUUGAAAGAUAAAGAUGAAAGAACUAAAAUAGCUAAUGAAAUAUUCUCUUAAAUUAAAUUUAUCAAAAUUAAUGCUUUAGAAGAACAUUUUUUGUCAAAAGUUGAGGAAGCAAGAGAGAAGGAAAUUAAAAGCAUAAAAAAUAGACUCUAUUAUUCAGCAAUUAAUAUAUUUUCUGUAUGGUUGACACCUUAAUUAAUUUUGAGUAUGACAUUUGGAUUAUAUGUUUAUUUGGGUCAUUAAUUGAAUCCUAGCACUACAUUUGCUAUAAUAAGCUUAUUUUAGAUUUUAUAAUAACCACUCCUUCAAUUACCUAUAGCUAUAAAUUCAUUGAUAGAAGCCAAACUUUCAUUAAAAAGAAUAUCAAAAUUUCUAGCUACUAAAGAUCUAAUGACUAAUUGUAUACAUACAUCAGAAUUCAGAGAUCCUACAGCUGCAGUUGAUUUUUAAAAUGCAGUAUUCUAUUGGAACAAAUAAAUUAAUAAUUCAGUUGAGCUUAAAACAAAUUUAGAAGAUUAAAAUGAAGGAAUAGAUAAUGUUAAGGAAAGUUUUUAAGCACAAUAAUCAGAAUAACCGAUAUUAAAAAAUAUAAAUUUGAGAAUAGAACCUGGAAAGUUUGUUUCAAUAAUAGGAGAUGUAGGAGCUGGAAAGACUUCAUUUUUUUAAGCACUUUUAGGAGAGAUGAUAUAUUUAGAAGGAUAUGGAUAACCUAAAAUAAGAUUAAAUGGAAAAUUAGCAUAUGUUAGUUAGAAACCUUGGAUUUAAAAUGCAUCAGUUAAAGAUAAUAUUCUUUUUGGUAAAUAAUUUAAUUAACAAUAAUAUGACAAUGCCAUAUAUUAUUCUUGUUUAACUUAAGAUUUGUAGAUUUUAAUUAAUGGAGAUUAAACUAUGAUUGGAGAAAAGGGAAUCAAUUUAUCUGGUGGUCAAAAAGCAAGAAUCAGUUUGGCUAGAGCUAUUUAUAGUGAUUCAGAUAUCAUUCUUUUGGAUGAUCCAUUAAGUGCUGUUGAUGCACAUGUUGGAAAUUUUAUUAUGAAAGAAUGCUUAUUAGGAAAAUUAAAGUAGACUACUAGAAUUCUCAUUACACAUGCUUUAAAUUAUUGUAAAUAUACAGAUUAUAUUUACUUAUUUGAAAAAGGAGAAGUGAUUGAAUAAGGCACUUAUAGAAAUAUGCUCAAAAGUUAAAAAUUUUAAGAAAUUAAAACUAAAUUUAAUAAUAAUUAUAAUGAAGAUUUAGAAGAUUCUAUAUUGAUAUCCAAUCCCUUAGAUGAUCUAAAAAAACAUUCUAAGUCUGAUAGUAAUUCUAAUUUGGAUUCUUCUACUACUAUAACUCUACCAAUUAAAUCCACUUAGUAAGAUGAAGUUGAUGAUCUUAUGAUUUUAGAAGAGAGAUAGAAAGGUAAUAUUAAUUAUGAUGUAUUCUUAUAAUACUUUGCUCAUAAUGGAGGCUGUCUAAGUUUCUCUUUGGUUAUGGUGAUUAUGAUUGUCUGGAUAUUUUGUUAUCUGGGUUCAAGUAUAUGGAUUUCAAAAUGGGCUGCAUUAUCAUCAAAAGAUGAAGAAUUUUCAAGAAAUACCUUAUACUUUUCAAUUUAUUUUACAUUUGGUUUUAUGCAAGCAUUCUUUGCUUUUCUUAGAGGAAUAACAAUCAUACAUUAAUCAAUUAAAUCAGCUUAAAUUAUUCAUAACAAAAUGAUGAAAACAUUGAUUUAUGCUCCUUAAUGUUCAUUUUUCGAAAGAGUACCUUAGGGUAGAAUUAUGAACCGACUAACAAAAGAUAUUAAUUCAUUAGAUACUGAAAUCUAUUGGAAUAUCAGUUGGCUCUAUACUAAAGUAAGUCAAUUGAUUAGUAAUACAUUUCUUAAUGUAUAUGCAAGUACAUACUUAAUAAUAUUUCCUAUUAUGGGAUUCUUUUUGAUUUGUUUUAAAAUGAACAGACUUUAUAUGAAAGCUUCCAGAGAGCUUCAAAGAUUAGAAUUAAUUAGUAAAAGCCCUAUACUAAGUUAUUUCACUGAAACCUUAUCAGGAUUAACAACAAUAAGGGCUUAUUAACAAACUAAUGAAUUUUUGUAUAAUUUUUCUAGGAAAAUAGACACCAACAAAAAAAUAUAUUACAAAUAGGUUGAAUCUAAUGCAUGGUUUUUAUAAAUCUUAGGAUUGUCUAGUCUUAUUGUUAACAUUUCAGCUAUUGUUUAUUGCAUCUAUUAUACUCAAAAUCCAGCAUUUGCAGGACUUUUAAUGACAUAUGCAUCAAAUAUAGAUGUAAACAUUCUUCAAACAGUAGAAUCUCUAAGUCUAUUAGAAAAUGGAAUUAUUUCCUUUGAAAGAUGUUUAGCAUACACAAAGUAUCUUUAAUAUAUUAUUUUUAAGUGUUAAAUCAGAGAAAAGAAAUGAAGAUAAUGUUAGAGUAUAGAAUUGGCCAAGUCUUGGUGAAAUCUAAUUUGUCAACUUCUCUGUUUAAUAUCGAUAAAACCUCCCACCUGCACUAAAUAAUUUAAAUUUCAAAAUUAAUUCUAAAGAAAAAAUUGGAGUUGUUGGUAGAACUGGAGCUGGCAAAUCAUCCAUUACUUUGAGUCUAUUGAGAAUCUUAGAAUCAUUAGAAGGACAAUUACUGAUUGAUGAUGUUGAUAUUUCAACUUUAUCACUUAAAUAAUUAAGAGAAUCAAUUACAAUCAUAUUACAAGAUGCUGUAAUAUUCAAUGCCACCAUUAAAGAAAAUCUAGAUCCUUUGGGUCAAAGAUCAAAUGAAGAAAUUUUAUCAACCAUUAAUUAAUGUUGCUUAAAUAGGUUAAUCAGUAAUAGAGAUGGAUUGAUGACAAAAAUUUCAGAAGGUGGAGACAAUCUUAGUGCUGGUGAAAAAUAAUUAAUUUGUAUAGCUAGAGCUAUUUUAAAAAAAACUAAAAUUGUUAUUAUUGAUGAGGCCACUGCAAAUAUUGAUGUGGACACAGAACAUAAGAUUUAAUAAGUUAUUUAAUCUGCAUUUCAAAAUUGCACUGUAUUAACUAUUGCUCAUAGGAUAAAUACAAUUUUACAUUGUGAUAAGUAUUAUCUAUUACUAUUAUUUUAGGAUUAUAGUCAUUGAUAAAGGGUAAUUGAAAGAAUAUGGAUUCACAUAAGAACUAUUAAACGAUAAGAAAUCUACAUUCUAUUCGAUAUAUUAAGAAGCAUUAUAAAAUGAAGCUCACUGA